This is a messenger RNA of Trifolium pratense (red clover), 1258 nucleotides long. RefSeq names its product binding partner of ACD11 1-like. Gene Ontology annotation, molecular function: RNA binding. The record is from RefSeq and is a predicted model, not a curated record. The coding region runs from base 217 to 1065 and encodes 282 amino acids. Lineage: Eukaryota; Viridiplantae; Streptophyta; Magnoliopsida; Fabales; Fabaceae. The transcript is spliced from 5 exons.
AUCGGAGGACAGGUGGUGUGUAUUCACGUGAUUUGGUGCUUUAGUAUUUGAAAUCCGUGCUCGCACGCGCGAUUCUUCCUCACACGUGCGAUCAAUCUCUCUUAAAUCUUGAAGAAACAGUUUCUUCUACUCUGUCACCGCUAACGACGUGCUCGCUCCACCGAAAACACUUCAAUUUCUCUCUAAACCGUUUCCGAUCACCGGAAAAAUCUUCCGAUGUCGAUAAAAACUGUCAAAGUCAGUAACGUUUCCUUGGGAGCAACUGAGCGGGACAUUCAGGAGUUCUUUUCUUUUUCUGGUGACAUUCAUUAUGUUGAACUAAGGAGUCAUGAUGAACGGUCUCAAAUUGCUUAUGUAACCUUCAAGGAUUCACAGGGAGCUGAGACUGCAGUAUUGCUAUCGGGAGCAACAAUAGUUGACCUGUCGGUUACAAUAACUCUGGAUCCAGAUUACAAACUUCCACCUGGUGUCGUGGUUUCAUCUGGAAAUGAAACUCAAACUCCUGGUGGUGCUGAAUCUGCUCUGCGGAAGGCAGAGGAUGUAGUCUCCAGCAUGGUAGCCAAAGGCUUUAUCUUAGGGAAAGAUGCUGUCAACAAAGCGAAGACUUUUGAUGAGAAGCUCCAGAUAUCAUCGACAGCAUCAGCAACUGUUGCAUCUUUUGACCAAAAACUUGGGCUUAGUGAAAAAAUAGGUGCCGGUGCUUCAGUUGUGAGUGAUAAAGUUCGAGAAGUGGAUCAAAAGUUUCUUGUUUCAGAAAAGACAAAAACAGCAUUUGCAGCUGCAGAACAGACAGUCAGCAGUGCUGGUUCUGCGAUAAUGAAGAAUCGCUAUAUACUUACUGGGGCUACUUGGGUAACGGGUGCUUUUAGUAGGGUUUCUAAGGCAGCUGUGGAAGUAGGUCAGAAAACAAAAGAGAAAGUGGAGAAUGCAGAACAGCAAGAGAAGCGAGAGGUUGAAGAUCAGCAUGCAAAGGUCCAUUCUGAGUCCCCAAAAGCAGCAGCAGCAGCAAGUGACCAGCAGUCUCCCAGGCGUGGUCCUGCUCCUGCUCAGGGUUUGAUCCUUUGAUUUGCUUCUUGCGCAUAUAUAUUUAUCUUCUUUGAAACUCUUGCAAACUGUUUCCAGACCAUGACUGAUUGGAUGUGAAUGUUGAUAGGUUUUACCGAUUACUUAUCCAAUUUGCUAUUUAAUUUUCUUUGUAAGAUAAACUGCAUUUCCUAGGUGUUAAAUUAUAUAUUUCUCAUAUUCUCUUUGGUGGCAA